GUUGAUUGGCAGUUCGUAAUUCUAAGUUAUGACGGUGCUGUUGCGCUUGCCCCGACAACUUCCCAAUCGUUGACCGUGUUACUCAUAGAGGAACUUACGACUUAUGACUCGAACUUCUAAUUCUACCCUCUUCCAUCUAAACCUCGUGAUCUUCUUGUAAUAUAUCUGAAGCUUUUCUUCCCAUCUCACACUCCUGUUUGAUAUUGAUACCUAGCGCUUUUCCCAACACACUCUGUAUCAAUAUAUUGUCUCAAUGAUCACCCGAAUACAUUAGCAUCUCUGCUCCAUUCGAGAGUCUCCAUCUUAGAUCUGUAAAACAUGACUAGCAAAAGCGCAAAACAGUUGCCGCAUGAGCGGCGAAAAGGAGAAGCCGCAUUAAGCGACUUUGCCGAAUUCGUUGAGAAGCAGCAAGCCUUACGCUAUCCUAGCUCCAAACCCACGACCUCGACACCAACAACCGGGUCCGACCAGACUGAACACCAUGAAGAGCUCGACAUACUUGACUCUUUAAACCUUGGCGAAUCGAAACCACGCGUACCACUGCGAGAUCUUCUAUUGGCCCCUGACGAGGAUGCAACAUCCCAGGAGAAACUUAAGGAACAUAUCGAUGAACGGCUCUUAGAAGGCCAUGGGGAAGCUGUCUUUGACUUGGGGUUCGAGAACAAUGGCGAGUCAAUGCGCCUCACUCGCGAAGAAUGGGACAUUGCCUUGAAUCGGUUGAAAGAAACGGCUAAGAAAGCGCGCGGCGAUUGCGAUAUUUUACUGACCAAGAAUGUUGGCGGUGACGCUGAGGCUGAGUCAACAAAAUCGGGGAAUACGAUUAAAGAGACAGAUUGCACCGGCAAAAUAUUGAUACGGCAGGCCCCCUCGACGAUUGAAACUGUCAUCGAGACCAGGAUAGCUGUCGUUGGCAAUGUUGAUGCCGGAAAAAGCUCCAUGUUGGGUGUCUUGGUUAAGGGUGAUCUCGACGAUGGGCGAGGGAAAGCUCGUGUUAACCUUUUCCGCCACAAGCAUGAGAUGGAGACCGGUCGGACCAGUUCAGUCGGGAUGGAAAUCAUGGGGUUCGAUACCGUCGGAAACGUUGUAACGUCCGACACUCCAGGUAGAAAACUCUCGUGGGAAGAGAUCGGCAAGCGCAGUGCAAAAGUGAUCACUUUCACAGACUUGGCAGGUCACGAACGCUAUCUUCGUACCACCGUAUUCGGCCUCUUAUCUAGCAGCCCCAAUUACUGCUUACUCAUGGUUGCUGCCAAUAAUGGGCUCAUUGGCAUGUGUAAAGAACAUCUCGGCAUCGCCUUGGCCUUGAACGUGCCAAUCAUGGUGGUAGUCACCAAAAUUGAUAUCUGCCCUCCAAAUAUUUUGGAGCAAACCAUUCAGCAGAUAACCAAAAUUCUUAAAUCCCCGGCGGCGCGUAAAAUGCCCAUAUUCAUCAACGACCGGGAAGAAUGUAUAAACACUGCGACUCAGUUUGUCAGCCAGCGAAUAUGCCCGAUAUUCCAGGUUUCAAAUGUCACUGGCAAGAACCUCGACCUUGUCCGUACAUUCCUCAACAUACUUCCGCAUCAUGGUCGCUACGAUUCAGAUGCCCCUUUUGAGUUCCAUGUUAAUGACACUUUCUCCGUCCCGUUUGUCGGCACGGUUGUAAGCGGAAUAGUCAAAUCUGGGGUAGUUCACUCCGGUGAUAGUGUGCUAGUUGGUCCUGAUUCGCUGGGCCAAUUUACUCAAAUCAGUAUUUGUUCCAUCGAGCGAAAACGAAUCGGCGUCCCCGCAGCCUCCGCGGGCCAAUCAGCUAGCUUCGCAUUGAAGAAAGUACGUCGAAAAGACGUGCGUAAAGGAAUGGUGGUCCUGCCAAAGAUUGAAGGGCAGCCGCUCCCCAAGGUUUAUCGUGAAUUCGUUGCGGAAGUUUUAAUCCUGUCACACGCAACCACCAUCAAGACUAAAUAUCAAGCUAUGCUUCACGUUGGUCCAGUCUCACAGACAUGUUCAAUAAUCGAUGUUGAUCGCCCUUUUAUACGAACCGGUGACCGCGCAACGGUGGCAUUCCGAUUCGUUCAGCGUCCAGAAUACCUGGCUCCUGGUGACAGACUCUUAUUCCGCGAAGGGCGAACUAAAGGUCUGGGCAUUGUUAAAUCAGUCGGUUAUGAUCCCAAGAAGCCACUGAUGCCGCGUCAGCCAGAUGGUGAAGCAGCGCAAGACUCUGAGACCGGUGGCUCGACAGAAAGAAGCAUCCAGCCCUCGACCAGGGUUAAGGUUGGAGCCUAGUGCAAUGAAGUCCAGGAAAGGUGUAGAUAUGAAAUAGGGCACUACUCGAGGUUGUAUUGUGGCGUUGUAGGCGGGGGUUAGUGCAUCUGUUGACGAUAACUAUCCCUCGCAUACUAUGCUUAGUCCUUGCUAUCGUAUUUGCA
Annulohypoxylon maeteangense is the source of this 2405-nucleotide messenger RNA. RefSeq names its product P-loop containing nucleoside triphosphate hydrolase protein. Gene Ontology annotation, molecular function: GTP binding; GTPase activity; translation elongation factor activity. Bases 319 to 2262 code for a protein of 647 amino acids. Gene Ontology annotation, biological process: translational elongation. Lineage: Eukaryota; Fungi; Ascomycota; Sordariomycetes; Xylariales; Hypoxylaceae. The transcript is spliced from 4 exons. The record is from RefSeq and is a predicted model, not a curated record.